Molecule: messenger RNA, 2954 nt
Organism: Oryzias latipes (Japanese medaka)
Lineage: Eukaryota; Metazoa; Chordata; Actinopteri; Beloniformes; Adrianichthyidae
Source: RefSeq, a predicted model, not a curated record
CAUUUGGGUGAUGGAGGGGAAGCUGAAUAGACCUAACCAAGAAAAUUACUCACACGUCGAGGGGGCUGAAACAUACUCAAAUAUAAAGAAGGUUAUUUCCACAACCCAUAAUACUCACAGAUAUCCCACCUUAACAUUAAAGGUUCUAAUGUUCUCGUGAGAACACUGACAGCAUCAUGUUUCCUAUCAUAACUCAGCUGCCACCCACACUGAGGUGUUCGCUGCGUGGCGGGUCAUGACAAUUCUCCCUCUGUUGGGCUUUGACAAACAUCGGUCAAACAGCAGUUGGUAGGAAGAUUUCUGUAAACUUUAUUAAUAGAUCAACUGAGGUAAAAGUGAUCCAAAACCUCUUUUUUAAAUGGACAUUUCUUGUAUUUGGAUGCUGUGAGUGUGCUGGACAGUUCUCAAGUGAAUCAAGGCUCGGCAGCCUUUCAAAAUCAAGUCAAAUCUUUGCAUCAUGCCCUCCGUUUAUGGGUGUGGAAGAGAGAGAUGAGAAUGUUGCCCCCCGAUGAGGACUCAGUCGACUUUCAGCUGCCAGAUCAGAGUGAAGCAUUCAAAGCAGCAGUUUGGAAGCAGGGUAAUCCUCUGAGAAAGCCUGUGCAGGUGGCAGGCUCUGUGUCUGAAGGAAACCUCAAGCGUUUGGCAUCUUAACUGUAAGAGGCACCAACAGCUUCAUCGGACAUCUUUGGGCCAUGCCGCGCUCUUUUCUCGUCAAGACCAAAAGGAGUCAUCUGCAGGGCUUUCCUAAGGCCUGCUUCAAACAGAAGUCCCCAUCUGAGAAGGAUGCUGGGAAGCAUGUGAUGGGCCAGGAGGGCAGGCAUCACGGAGAGGCUGGACAGACUUUACCCCCGUUGUGGGGGGUCAGGGAGCUUCUGACUGCACCUUGCUUGGCGUAUUGGGCCCCAACUGAUCCACCUUCAUCUCCCGAAAAAAGAGAAGCGCUGGAUGCACAGUGGAGGUCAGACAGACACAGAUCUGACAGAGAACGGGAACUGGAGAGGCUGGUCUUCAUGCUGCUCAACCACACGUCCCACACUGACCUGAAGGCCCCCGUCAGGGAGUGUCCACUCUGUGAGAAGUCUCUUUCAGGAGGUGCUCUGCAGGAGGAUCUGUGCAGCAGGCUCUCUGUCCCGUUGACCCGAUCUCUUUCCACUGCAGAUGUGACUUGUUUGCCUUUUGGCUAUGGAGCACUGACAAGCUGUGGAAAAACUAAGGAGCGUAGCUUCGGCUGCAAGGUGUGCGGUAAGGUGUUCAAGCGCUCGUCCACCCUGUCCACCCACCUCCUCAUCCACUCGGACACCAGACCCUACCCCUGCCAGUACUGCGGCAAACGCUUCCACCAGAAGUCAGACAUGAAGAAGCACACCUUCAUCCACACAGGUGAGAAGCCGCACGUGUGCAAAGUGUGCGGCAAAGGCUUCAGUCAGAGCUCCAACCUCAUCACCCACAGCAGAAAGCACGGCAGCUACAGGCCGUUCAGCUGCUCCCGCUGUCAGCACAGCUUCCAGCGCAGGAUUGAACUGCAGCGCCACCAAGAGACACAGUGCGGUUUGGGAGACGCGUACCCUCAAAGUUCAUGAGUGCAGGGAGGACUCCGUGCAGCAGGAAGAACCCACAUCUGUACAUAACUCUAAGACAUAAAUGUAAACUAAUACGCUUUAAUACAUGUAGAAAGAAAUGCACAUUUACAAAAAUAAAGCUGGUCUGUUGUGAUCUGCCCAACAACAGGGAUAUGAAAGACACUUUUAAACAAUAUUUUGUUACUGUUACUGUCAAAAAGUUAUUCUUUACCUUCCAUUUUUAUUGUCCCAACGUCUACCUUGCUUUUGAGUAACUUUUCUUUUAAAAAAACUGCAGUUUUAAGUGACUCGUGUACUGAACAGUAUGUUGCAGUUGAAUGAGGGAUGAUGUGGUGAGAAAACAAGUGCUGACAGGAAGGUUUGUUUAUGGUAGAGUGAGACACAACCUGACACCUAUGUGGCUAUGAUAGAUUAAAAAAAAAAGGAUUAAGGCCGCGAGCGGCGUUGUAUGGCCUGCAGGUGCUACUUGCCCCUCUUUGACCUGCCCUAAUGGCUGAGCGGCUGCUGCACACCCUUCACUUUCCCCUUCUGCCCCUGCCACCCCUGGUUGGUUAGAGCUCCAUAGUAACCAUUAUAUGUUUUGGUUGCCUGGGGGUGACAGACAGGUUUAUAUCAUUUUUUCUUAAGAAAUAGCAAAAGUAAACGUUCAGAUUUCCUUGGCAACGGAGGUUGUUUGUCAAUCACCUCCUCAUUCCUAAUAUAGUCAAAUCGUAUGUCAUAUCAUUCCAUUCAGCUUAAGGCAGGAAUUCACGUGUUCAAUUUUCGCAAUAUUCCGGUUAAAAAAUGUGCGAGCAGCAACAGGGAAUUGCCACUUUAGUGAGCUUGACUCACUUGCGCCGUUUAAAAUCUAAAAACCAACAUUUUUUCCCCCCAAGAAGUUUUUCAACAAUGCUCAAGGCGUUAGGAGGCGAUACAUUUAUAAAGUUUAAAUUUGUAGAUGGUACUGAAGGGGAUCUUUAUAUUCAAGAUGGCAGCCUCUUCCUAAAGGUGAGAGGUCAACAGAACUUCGGUUGUGGUUGUAGACUUGCCUUGGUAGCGUGAGUGAGAAGCAGGAAAAGUUUCAUAUUCCAUAUUGUGGUAAAACGUGAAAAUUGCCACAUUUCACACAAAAUGGCCAUGUAGCUCUAGGUCCUGUGGACAUCCCAUAAUAUUGUAAAAACUUUCCUUUGAAUGUCUCAGACACGUGUGUUUUGGUUUCGUUAGUUUCCCACUCAUUUUUUUGACAGUUUUCUCCCGCUGUGAUGUCAUUUUUCUUUGUUGGGGGUCGUUCACUAUGUCAGAAAUUCAUUUUCUCCGGGUACCAGGUGUGAGUAAAUUCUGGUGAGUUUUUGAGUUUGUGGUGGGGGUGAAAUGUUUGCUCAAAAAUAAAACCAA